AAAAAGGAAAAAAUUAAUAAUAAUAAAAGACCAUUAUGAUUUAUGACCAAAAUGAAAUCAGUUUACUUUCUGCCUUUAUCUGGAGAUCCACUUCAAUCUUUCUGCUAUCAAAGCUCUACCACUUUCUGCAUCAAUUCCAUCAGAAAGUUUUAAUUGUUAGAGUGGCUAAGAUACACAUACAUAAUGGGAAACAAUAAAUCAACCUUUGAUGACUCCCGCCCAGAAUAUCCGAGAAACGAAGCGGGUAUUGGAUACCCAUAUCAAUCUACAACAUACACGGGACAUUCUGUUGACCCAAACCAUCAAGCGGGUAUUGGAUACCCAUAUCAAUCUACAACAUACACAGGACAUUCUGUUGACCCAAACCAUCAAGCUCAAGGUCCAUCAUAUGCUGGAAGUUCAAUUGACACCAAUUAUCAAAAGAAACAGCAAGCCACCUACAUAGCUGAUAACUUUAACUCUUUGGACCAGGUUAUUAAUGCAUUGAGAGAAGCAGGCCUUGAAUCAUCAAAUUUGAUUCUUGGCAUUGAUUUUACAAAAAGCAAUGAGUGGACCGGCAAAUAUUCAUUCAAUCAUAAAAGCCUCCAUGCAAUUGGUAAUACACCAAAUCCAUAUGAGCAAGCCAUCUCCAUUGUUGGGCGAACUUUGUCUCCUUUCGACGAGGACAGUUUGAUACCUUGUUUUGGAUUUGGUGAUGCCACUACACAUGAUCAACAUGUGUUUAAUUUUUUCCCCGACCAUCGACCUUGUAAUGGAUUCGAGGAAGCUCUUGCACGUUAUAGAGAAAUUGUUCCUUACAUAAAGCUGGCAGGCCCAACUUCAUUUGCCCCUAUAAUCAAUGCUGCUAUUGAUAUAGUUGAAGCACACAACGGGCAGUACCAUGUCCUCAUCAUUAUUGCAGAUGGACAGGUAACCCGGAGCAGUGAUACACCACCUGGUAGGCUUAGUCCACAAGAACAGUCUACUGUUGAUUCUAUAGUUGCUGCAAGUGAAUAUCCUCUUUCAAUAAUUCUGGUUGGUGUGGGAGAUGGACCAUGGGAUGAAAUGCGUCAAUUUGAUGAUUACAUUCCUCAGCGGCGAUUUGAUAAUUUCCAGUUUGUCAACUUCACAUCAAUUAUGUCUGAGCACACAGAUAUGGGAAAGAAGGAAGCAGCCUUUGCGCUUGCUGCACUUAUGGAAAUUCCAUUUCAGUACAGACUCACCCAAAGCAUUCAAUGCACGGAAAACAAAAGAGGUCCUCGGACAAGGCCACUUCCUCCUCCGCGUGAAGUAAUUGACCAUGAUAAUGCUGUCAAAUCAUUGCCACAUGCAACAAGCUUUGGACCAGCAGACCCCGUUGCUGCAGCAGAACAAGUUUGCCCCAUCUGCUUGACAAAUCCCAAGGACAUGGCUUUUGGUUGUGGUCAUAUGACUUGCAGGGAAUGCGGUGCCUCUAUAUCUCUAUGUCCCCUGUGCCGGGAGCCCGUUAAAACGCGCAUCCGGCUGUAUGUUAGGGUGUUUUUGGUAACCCGGAGCAGUGAUACACCACCUGGUAGGCUUAGUCCACAAGAACAGUCUACUGUUGAUUCUAUAGUUGCUGCAAGUGAAUAUCCUCUUUCAAUAAUUCUGGUUGGUGUGGGAGAUGGACCAUGGGAUGAAAUGCGUCAAUUUGAUGAUUACAUUCCUCAGCGGCGAUUUGAUAAUUUCCAGUUUGUCAACUUCACAUCAAUUAUGUCUGAGCACACAGAUAUGGGAAAGAAGGAAGCAGCCUUUGCGCUUGCUGCACUUAUGGAAAUUCCAUUUCAGUACAGACUCACCCAAAGCAUUCAAUGCACGGAAAACAAAAGAGGUCCUCGGACAAGGCCACUUCCUCCUCCGCGUGAAGUAAUUGACCAUGAUAAUGCUGUCAAAUCAUUGCCACAUGCAACAAGCUUUGGACCAGCAGACCCCGUUGCUGCAGCAGAACAAGUUUGCCCCAUCUGCUUGACAAAUCCCAAGGACAUGGCUUUUGGUUGUGGUCAUAUGACUUGCAGGGAAUGCGGUGCCUCUAUAUCUCUAUGUCCCCUGUGCCGGGAGCCCGUUAAAACGCGCAUCCGGCUGUAUGGUUAAGUUCCAGCUCGGCUGUUCUUGUAAUAUAUUGAUGAAAUAACUUGUCAAGAGAUGUACAGGUCCAUGCACUAUGAAGCAGCCCAAAUGACUACACCUCCAAGAAUGAAGCCCACAGUCAAUAUUAUCACAAUCAGUAGAAAUGUAGAAUGAUGCUAUGAUGACUUGCAUAUAUUCAUAUUUUUGCUUUGUGCAGUUAGGGUGUUUUUGGUUUUUUCAUUUGAAUUGAUGUCUUAUGUUAAUUUAAUAUGUAAAGUCAGAAUAAAGGUUUCUGUUUGCGACAGUUUUAUGUAAUAAUGAAAGAAUCCAAUUUCGAUUUUCUAUCAAUUAAGUGAGAAUUUUCUGCCAA
Messenger RNA from Ipomoea triloba (trilobed morning glory), 2434 nucleotides. RefSeq names its product E3 ubiquitin-protein ligase RGLG3-like. NCBI's taxonomy places the organism in Eukaryota, Viridiplantae, Streptophyta, Magnoliopsida, Solanales, Convolvulaceae. The record is from RefSeq and is a predicted model, not a curated record. The transcript has 19 exons. The coding region runs from base 184 to 2088 and encodes 634 amino acids.